GAUCUGGCCCGCUGGAAGGUGUGGGCGGGGCGGCGGCGGCAGGUACUGCUUGCCCAACCCUGCCAACUUCCACCUUCGUGGCCCCGCCCCGUCGGGACUGAGGUGCUAGCGCUGCUCAGAAUGUCAGGAGGAAGGCAGACACGGUUGAAAAUGAAGUCAUCUGUGGGCACGGAAGAGUUACAAUUGUAACUUAGCCUGGGGAAAAAUUUGGCCUCUGUCAGCAGCCAAUAAAGGAGGAGUUUGUCUGUGCAUCUGACUCAUAAUCAGCAGAGCACAAGACUGCGUUGCAGAAGUGUGCUGCGUUGGAGAUCCUCUCUUGUCUUCUCCAGAGCAGUUGACCGCUAUCAAUCCUGCGUAUUCGCUGCUUACAUUCUUUGAGUCCUUUUCUAAACAUCGCAAAAUGUCAAACCUGAUGCCCAUCCUUUCCCAGAAAGAUCUGGAGAGUAUUUGUCUAACUAGGACGGGAUUUGGCUUUGCUCUCAAAGCCUUCUAUGCACCUCAGAACAUAGAUGUCUCCUUGAAGUUGUUGACUAGCCAGAGAACAACAGAGAGAGAUUUAAAUGCACUUCUUCAAGAGGUAGCCAGCAUACAUUGCAUACAGUGCAACAGGCUCAUGCCUCCUGUUGGGAUCUACAAGUUCCAAGGAGUUCUUGGGGUGGCCACUGAAUGGAUGCAUAAUGGAUCUCUCAAUUCGCUCAUUCAUGAGCAUGAACUCUACCCAGAACUGCCUUUUCCUCUCUGUGUAAGAAUCCUAACAGAUGUGACAGAGGGCCUAAGUUAUCUACACAGUUUGAAGCCUCCCGUCUUUCACCACAGCCUAAAACCCUCAAAUGUCCUACUAGAUCUGCAGUACAGAGCUAAGAUCUCAGAUUUUGGCCUAGCCACAUGGAGAAGGCAGCAACUAAGAUCUGUCCUACAGAACUGUAACAACAGAAGCUGUUGGGAUUUGCUUUAUCUCUCCCCAGAAAUACUUCAAGGGGGUAGCUUUUCACAAGAAGAUGAUGUUUACAGUUUUGGAAUGAUGUGCUGGGAAAUCCUAGUCAGACAGAAGCCAUUGAAAGGCAAGAAGUCUUUGAUGGAAGCUGUGACAGGAGUCUGCAGUGGCUUGCGCCCUGGGAUUGAACCAGAGUUCAUACCAAACAGUCUGCCACAUAGCAACAAGCUGCUACAGCUCAUAGUUCUCUGCUGGCACCAAGAGCCCAGCUACAGACCACAUGCUACAGAAUGCUCAAUACUUCUACGAGAAAUUCUUGGCACAUUUAGGGAGGAGAUGAUUUCCGACGCAAUAUACAACAUGAUUCAAGCAAAGGACUGUGCAAUAGAUUCUGCCAAAAGCCCAGUUUCUCAUACACUUAAAACACAUGCGUGCAACUUAGAGGUUAUCUGUCCUCAGAACAACAACAGGCUCAACAAAGAAGUUACUCUAAAAUCGCAUAGCUUCUCUGACCUUCACCUUGAGCGUGGUGCAGAAAGGACAGGGAAGGAUGGCAGCCAGACAGACUUGGCCAGCAACACUACUCAAAACAGAGCACUAGAAAGAGGUCAUCUCUUCUGUAGCAGCAAAGAGUCAAGUCAUCCACAUUCUUCUUCCCCUUUCCUUAUUCCCGAUUCAAGCCCACUUGUAAAAAGUCCUUCCACAUUUUGCAAAGAGUCAGAGGGCUGGCAACCACGGCUGCCGCAACUAGUGCAAGCACCUGAUGACAGCCUCCCAUACAGCAACCUUCGGAACAAUGGGCCUGAAAACCCAGUAACAGGUCCUUGCUGCAGAGAGGGAAACUGCUCUAUCCUAGCCUGCGGGCGGGAAACUAUCUUGAGAUGCAUGACAGAAGGGCGCUUGAACCACCUCCUAGACGUUCUGCGUUCCCAGCAGCUGUUGUCCAAGAUGGACUAUGAAAUGAUCACUUCGUUCCCCACCUUGACUGGCCGGGCCCGUGCUUUGCUCGACACUUGUCUUGGCCUUGGGGAGAAGGCAGCCCAGACUGUGGUGGCUGUUCUGUCAGCCAGCAAGUGCAGCCCUUUCCUACGAAGCAUCCAGGCAAACACAGUAAAUUAAAUGAUUUAUCUUACAGCAUUUUGGAGAGCUGGUUAAAAAGGAAAAGUCUGCGAACUGAUGAUUUGCAGUGGCCUCGAUCCUUUGCACCAUCGUUACCUUGCAUCAUGGAUUAGAGUCUUGCCUGACUUCUGCUCAGAGAACGGUAUCCUCUGAAAGAAGAAGCAUAAGCUGGAGGAAAGGGUCAAGCCAUCCGCUGCCUGCAGCAGUAACAGCUGCAUCCUUUUAAUACAGUCACCCAGUGUUGGAAUGAUGGUGUGGCUGGUCAAGUUUUGGCUCUUGAGCUCCUUGCUCUUACUCAAGGAGGAGUAAGAGCAAGCACCCCUUGUUUUUCUGUCGUCUGAGAGCAGAUUGCUGAAACUUGGCAAAUAAUUUUUUAAAAGGAAAGGGCAUUUAAGGGCAGUGCUCCCCCUGUGAUGCAGAGAGAAAAGGCUGCCAGAGUGAGCAGAAUUAAAUAUAACUAAGCCAUUACCACAGCAGGCGCCUUAUUUAAAACAAAAUUUCAUUAAUGGCGGAGUCUCAGGUAGGCUUUCAAGCAGUCAGUGAGGCAUUUUGCUCAAGUGUUUUUGAACAAAUUAUUUUUGGUGUCUGCACCUGAAAUUUAGGUGGCGUGAAUGUGGAGAACUUCUGAAGUGAUGCUUUUGAACAUGCCAGUGUGAAGACUGUUAGCAUUCUAUUGCCAGCUGUGUUUGCUGAUAUCAGCAGGGGAUGUUGUAUACUUGGCCGUGUGGCCAGAGGAUGGUGGGGUAGGAAGGCACAUGUAGGCACCUGGAUCAACCUGCUACCAAAGAUAGGCAGGUUUAUAUACAAUUAUUUAAAUUUAAAUUUUUUGAAACAAUUACUGUCUACUACCUUUCAAUAAAUUCUAGAAUGGUGUACAAUAUGCUUUUAUUACCAAAAAUCAGGCAGUUUUUGAAACAAGUAGUAGCUGAGCAUGUAAAAAUAUGCAUGCAAAGAUGAAUUAAAAUAGCUUUCCAGAGGCUCCCACAUGGAUAAAUAGCUGUAACUUAAACACGGUAGUUGCCUUUGAAUGAUUUCUGUAAAUAAUAUAUAUGAUGGAAAAUGAUAUUGAAAUAGAAAAAAGAAUUUUUAUAAAUUAAUAAUGACGAAUCAAAGCAAGAUGUUUAAUAUAAAGGAAACAUGGAGAUGGGAAGUCAUGGGUUCAGGUAGAAAGCACAUAGUUGAAAUUGCAUGUAUCUUUUGUGAUAUUUUUUCUGGAUUGAUGACAGUGAAGAUGACUAGGUGUUGUAUGUAUGUGGAAAAUGAAUAAUAAAGCAUUUUUAAAAAUACACACACCACCUUUCCACAGCAAAUGCAUCAACACAGGAAGUUGCCUUAUACCAAGUCUAUCAACAGUUCUUCCAUGAUUUCAGACAAGGAGUCUUUCCUACCCCAACCUGGUAGAGAUGCAGGGGUUGAAUAUGGGACCUUCUGCAUGCAAGGUAUCUGCUCUACCACCAGCUAACCCCCCCCCCCCAAAAAAAAAAUUGUUGAAGUAAACAUAUAUUGCUGGGGGACAUAAUUCAUAGCGCAGCACAGAAGGUCCCAGGUUCAACAGUUCUGAUCAGGGAGCCAGCCAGCUAAACAUGUAAAAUUAAAUAUCAGCAAAUAAUCCUAACAAACAUUUUUCACAUGGCUGUGCUGGGGAUUGAACCUGCGAACUUCUGCAUGCAAAGCAGAAACUCUGCCACUGAGCUAUGACCCUUCUCCAGACUGAUGAAAGAAAUUGUGAAUGCCUGCCCCCCUUUUCCUUUACAUUUGAAAACAGCUGUAAUUUUUCAGAGGCAUGCCAAGCGCAGCCCAACACCCUACUCCAGAGAUGUGCUGUACAAAUGAUCCAGGGAAGAAACAGCAGAGCUGUGUAAUGAUUAGCUGGCUCUGUUGAAAUGUAGGUGUCAGUCUUUGCAUCUUUUUUUCCCCUAGUGGGACUCCUGCCUUUAACAACUGCCCAAAACCUUAAUAUUCAGCAAGUGAAUAUUGGCACCACUUGGCAAAAAUUCUCACCAGCUGCAUUGAAUCAGAGGCUCUGUACUAGAAAUUUUAAGCAAUCCUACUUGCAGACCAAACUGAGUCUGCCCAAACUGCAGGAGGCAGUGGAAGACAGGAGUGCCUGGCAUGCUCUGACUAAACAACAACAACAACAACUUGCAGACAUUGGAAGCACCACAUAAAACAUCAGAGCACCCAGGUGGCAAGUUACAUGCUGUAACAGACACAGUGCUCAGUUAAACAAUGGAACUCACUUCCACAGAGGGCAGCAGUGGCCACCAACUUGAGUGGCUUUUAAGGAAGAUUAGACAAAUUCAUGGAGGAGAGAGCUAUCAAUCACUACUAGCCACAAUAGCUGUGCUCCGCCUCCACAGUUGGGAGGCAGCAAUGCUUCUGAAUACCAGUGGCUGGGAACCAUAGGAAGAGAGUGUGUUCUUGCGCUCUUGUCCAGCUUGCCGGUUUCCAACAGGCAUCUGGUUGGCCACUGUGAGAACAGGAUGCUGGACUGGAUGGGCCAGAUCCAGCAGCCUCAUAUGCAUAGAUGCCUAAAUCUGCAAUCCUAUUUGCAGACAGAGGGAGCUCCCUAGAUAGAUAGUGUACCCAAAGCUGCAAAGUACUGUGGGAUCAAUGCUAUGUGGUAGGUAGAAUGGAUGCAAAAAUGUGCAGGCAGGGGGAAUCAGGGCACCCAUGCCUGUAAGAUAUCACUGGAUCAAUGCUAUAUGGCAGAAUGGAUGCCUAAUAUCUUUCCUCUUGCUCAACAAUUUGCCCCAGUUUAAUAUUCUGCUUCUAAAUUCCCUCAGGACAACUAGGCAUCAUCACACUAGUGCCAAAACCAUAACCUACAUAUUUCUGUUGAGAUGCAACUUCUCAAGCUGCUGCAAGAAACACUUUGCCCACUCUUUGCCUUUUGCAUGAACAUGAACAUGAAUGGUUGGUCAUUUCCCGCUAAGCAAAAGAAGGAGAGAUUUUUAACACAUGUAUACAAAUUGCAUAAUCAUGGAGGCAUCUUCUACUAGAGCUAGGGAUGUUGGGAGUGGCUGCUAUGAAUGAGAACUUCUGAGCAAACACAAGCAGGAUCUAGAAUUACAGGAGGCAAAUACAGCUGACGUGCUCUGCUCUUAGUCCUAUAACAGUUUGUCACUAACUUUAAGGACUCAGAACUAAAGGGCAGGCAUUCAUGUAACUUCCCCGUGGUUUUUCUUUUUAGGGGGUGGGGGGAAUGGGCAGUCAGGUACCAAGGAAAGGUGAGCAGGGAAGGGUUGUGUUGUUGUUUUUAACUGCUUUUGUAUUUCAGAUUUAAAAUUGCUCCUCUUCCUCCAAAGGUCACAGCUUUUGUAGUGAGGGGAGCUAGGGAGGCUGGGAGUGGCUACUGAACAACCAGAAUGCAAAUGCAGAAUAUAUAAUUUAAGUAGAUUAAAUGUAUUUAAAUAUUACUAAGAUACAUUUUUACAUUUUGCAGGAUUUUAAAAUAAUCCUGGUUUUUCUAGUAUUUUUGCACGCCAAAUGGAAUGCUAGAAGGAAGAUAAAAGGACCCCUGACCAUUAGGUCCAGUCGUGUCCAACUCUGGGGUUGCGGCGCUCAUCUCGCAUUAUGGGCCGAGGGAGCCGGCGUAUUGCUUCCAGGUCAUAUGGCCAGCAUGACAAAGCCGCUUCUGGCAAACCAGAGCAGCACAUGGAAACGCCGUUUACCUUCCCGCUGUAGCGGUUCCUAUUUAUCUACUUGCAUUUUGACAUGCUUUCAAACUGCUAGGUUGGCAGGAGCUGGGACCGAGGAAGAUAGAGGUAAGCAAUUGAAGAUAUAGUAAGCAAUCAGGAAGAGCAAGUGGGACCCACAACAACAAAAUGUUGUAGUAUAUCCUCACUUCAGAGGAGUGCUCCUGUUUAGGGAUCCUGAAGCACAAGCAAGGCAACCUCCUCUCCAUCUCUCCUCCUCACCCAACCCGUGAGCUUUCCAUUUUUCUUUCCUGACACACAGGAGUCUGUAGCUAUUGGGUGUGCUCAGUCUUCACUGAGCUACUGCAUAGGGGUUUUCCCCCAUUUUAGGGUUUUGUACUUCUACAAAUCUUGUGAUUUGUCCAAGUGCGCCCUGUUAUUUCCUACUGGCCCCAUUUUGGCUAUAACCCUGUUAACACUCAGCCACCUGAAUUUGCUAUUAGAGGGAAUGAUCUUACCUGCAUAUCUCCUUAUAAAUAAAAUAAAAUAGGAAAUAAAAUAAACUAUAAGGCUAUAAACUUUUUUAAAAAAAAACCAAAGAAACUGAAAAUUCAUGGAAGGG
This is a messenger RNA of Zootoca vivipara (common lizard), 6313 nucleotides long. Its product is annotated as receptor-interacting serine/threonine-protein kinase 2-like. The record is from RefSeq and is a predicted model, not a curated record. NCBI's taxonomy places the organism in Eukaryota, Metazoa, Chordata, Lepidosauria, Squamata, Lacertidae. Gene Ontology annotation, molecular function: JUN kinase kinase kinase activity; ATP binding. Gene Ontology annotation, biological process: protein phosphorylation; regulation of apoptotic process.